Molecule: messenger RNA, 3957 nt
Organism: Choloepus didactylus (southern two-toed sloth)
Lineage: Eukaryota; Metazoa; Chordata; Mammalia; Pilosa; Megalonychidae
Gene: SLC25A51
Product: solute carrier family 25 member 51
Exons: 3
Coding region: 1098-1991 (297 amino acids)
Source: RefSeq, a predicted model, not a curated record
UGCGGCGUGACACAAGCACGGGAGGCUCCCUUAAUCUCUGGGUUGGAGAGCGGGAGUAUAAAGAAGGAUCUGAGCAGGUGCCCUGCCUUCUGGGGCUGCCGCUGCGAGGGACCCAGCCCUUUUUGCGCGCGCGCAUUGCGUGCCCCGCGGCUUCCGCGCGUGGAGCCUCCUUCUCAGUCCCAGCGGUCGCGGCCCCUCCCGGGACGGCGGGGGUUCGUGAGGGUGGAGUGACCCUUUCCUCGGUUUCCUGCCCUCGGGGCUGAGGGCUGGGCUAGCGGCCUUCCUGUGAAGGAGGGAGGACGUUUGUUCCGGCGCGCCUUGGCUGGGGAGGCGUCUCCGACGUGCGCAGGGCGGGGAGGAGCCGGGCUUUCCCUGCGCCCGGCGCGCCGGGAGCAAUCCUGGCAGUGUUGGGACGGCGACAGGGUCCCUGCCCCCGGAAGGCUGGGAUUCCGGCCUGCUCCCCUCGGGGACCCCUAACAGUGUUGAGUGUCAAAGACGGAAGCGCCUAUAGCAAUUUUGUCCACCCCGUCUCUCACAGAUUGGGGAAAUGGACGCCUGGAGAGCGGUUAGUUCAGCCAGGCACUGCCUUCUCUACGACACUACGUUGCAUCGCGUUGUAGGAAGCUCAGUUGUACAAGGCUUUUCUGAGGUGGGGGUGGGGUACUAUUGUUAAUUAUAAAGCACUGUACCAAUUAUUUGGUAUUACGCUUGGCUAAAUGGAACAUGUAAGUGCCACGGCCAUAUUUAUACCCUUUUGACAUAACCUUUAUUUUACCCCUUACAGCUCUUCCCAGCUAGUGUUAAUCCCCACCUCCUGUUUGUCUACCUAUAAGCUGUGAAAAUAGAAGCCCGUGAAAUAAAUAUGUAGUGGCCUUGUCGUUUUGAGUCUCUUUCGCCCAUGCUUUGAAAGGAUUUCAUGGAAAUCAAAAGGUGCUGGGAUUGGAAAUUCAGUUACCCCAAUUGUCUCCAGAAGAGAGAACCUAAAAGACCUUAACAAUGGAUGAAACUGGGAAAGAUAUCAAAAAACUACUGGCAGGCCCACAUGGUAUUACAGGUUAAAAAAAAAUCCUUCAUGAAGAAGAAAGUUCUUAAGCAACAUGAUGGAUUCAGAAGCCCAUGAAAAGAGGCCUCCUAUCAUAACAUCUUCAAAACAAGAUAUAUCACCUCAUAUUACAGAUGUUUAUGAAAUGAAGCAUUACUUGUGUGGCUGCUGUGCAGCUUUCAACAAUAUAGCAAUCACUUUUCCUAUUCAGAAGGUCCUCUUUCGGCAACAGCUAUAUGGAAUCAAAACCCGGGAUGCAGUACUUCAGUUGAGGAGGGAUGGAUUCCGAAACCUGUAUCGUGGAAUCCUUCCUCCGUUAAUGCAGAAGACAACUACACUGGCCCUUAUGUUUGGUCUGUAUGAGGAUUUUACUUGCCUUCUCCGUAAACAUGUCAGCACCCCCGAGUUUGUAACUCGUAGCGUGGCAGCAGUACUUGCAGGGACAACAGAAGCAAUUUUCACUCCAUUUGAAAGAGUUCAAACACUGCUUCAAGACCACAAGCAUCAUGACAAAUUUACAAACACUUAUCAGGCUUUCAGGGCACUGAAGUCCCAUGGAGUUGGAGAGUAUUAUCGAGGCUUGGUGCCCAUUCUUUUCCGUAACGGAUUCAGCAAUGUCCUUUUUUUUGGCCUUCGGGGUCCCAUUAAGGAGUACUUGCCUACUGCAACGACUCACAGUGCUCAUUUGGUCAAUGAUUUUAUCUGUGGAGGGCUGUUGGGUGCUAUGUUGGGAUUCUUGUUUUUUCCACUUAAUGUUGUAAAGACUCGCAUGCAGUCUCAGAUUGGUGGGGAAUUUCAAUCUUUCCCCAAGGUUUUCCAAAAAAUCUGGCUAGAACGGGAUAGGAAACUGACAAACCUUUUUAGAGGUGCCCAUCUGAAUUACCAUCGAUCCCUCUUAUCUUGGGGCAUAAUCAAUGCGACUUACGAGUUCAUGUUAAAGGUUAUAUGAAAGAAUCAUUAAUUAAGUGCCAUUUAUCAACCAAAUAGACCUAAGAAGAAUACAGUGUAACCUGGUUCUUAAUCGGCCACAUACCGGUUGAUACCAUAAGUCCAGGGUACGGUGAUACAGUCAAAACUGUUUUCUUUAAGUACCAAUAACAACAAGAGGUUUCAAUAGGAAAAUUAAAGUUGUUGUGUUUUUUCUUUUAAUCAUUACCAUGAACUUUAAGCUAAUGGUCUGAUUAAUAGCUGUCUACCCGAUGGCCUUUGACAAGAAAUCUACUAGUCAAGAUGAUUCUUUUUCCCAAAACACUCUAACCCUCUGUAUUGAAGCGUAAGUGGCCGUGACCAGCCAAAGAAAAGGCUUUCAGAGCCCCCUGACUUCUUAGGCUUACUUUUGUUACUCCAUUCCUUGCUUCUCUGCUCUUCAGAGGAGUUGCAAAGGAUAUCUUCAUUAAACUUGAGUAUGUACACUUUAGAACAUAACAAAACAGAGAAGAAAAACAACUUAUUAGGUAUAGGCUUUUCAUGAUAAAUAGCUUAUAUUAGUUUUAAAAAUAAGCACCUGUUGAGAUAUUAUUCUGACUUGCUAUUUAGACAUGAUAGAAUCAGGCAGCUAAUGAUUUUUUGCUUUCUGAGUUCGAAAAUUUUCUGUUUCAUUCUGAAUGUGACCUUAAACCCUUCUAAAAUACCCUUAUAUUGAUUGCAUUUAUUUUAUUGCCAAAAGAUGAGGGAUUUAAAUUUUGUUCUAAGCACUUGAUCCUGUUAAGAAGUUUCAUAUUUAAUUGCAUAUAGAUCAAAUCUGGUUAGCUGUGUUUCUUUGAAUUGGUGCCAAGAGGCUUUGGUGGUUUUUUUUCCCUUGAGUAGUCAUGUCAUAGACAAGUAGUAUCCUGUUUCCUUGGGUUGUUGCUUAAAACAAAAACGCUUCCAUAAACUUUUAUUUUGGAAGUUUGUCAAUAAGAGCCCAAUUUUGUUUUGUUUUGUUUUGUUUUUUUUCUGGUUUCUAAAUGUUACAAGGGAAACAAAACUCAAGAUAGUUUUCACCUCAGUGUUAGCUGUCUUUUUAUGUUAUUCUUGGAAAUAAUGGCUUUUAGGAUUUUGACAUUUUGGGAACCCAAGUUUACAGUUAUAUCAUUAAAAUGAUGGAGAGUUUGAAAGCAUAAGAUUUAUUUGAAGAGUUAUUUUUUAAUUUAGGAGUUACUUAACAUAGAUAAAAACUUCUUUGUCAGAGGAAUCAGAUUUAGAGUAUUUUUUCCAGAUGAAAAGGCAAAAUGACUCAUACACCAAUUAGAUAAAUAAUAAAAUGUGUGAAACACCGUGGAGAAAUGGUUUAUCACUUUUUUAAAAACAUCCACCUCUAUAAAUAAUAUUAUAUAGUUGAAAUUAUUUCCCAGCAUCUGAUAUGGCAUAGAGAAAUUAGAUUUCUUAUUACCAGUUUUUCAUCAUUCUAGAUGUGAAUAUGUAAAUAUACCCACCAAAAUAAAAUAAGGGCCUCAAUCAGUAGUUUACUCAAAUUAUGGGCAUGUAGUCCAAAAAAGCUGUUUACCUCUAAAUGCAGUAUCUUCCAACUGUAAAGGAUUAGGAAACAUUACCAAGCAUUUGUCUAGCAGUAAUGAAGCUAAUUAGCUUUACAGGAGCUCUGUUUGACAGUGUUGUGCUGGAAAUGGCGGUUUAUUUUCGAAAGCAAGAUGCAGAUUUAGAGAUUUCUGAAAACAAAAUUUGACACCAAAUGAAUGUGAAUAGCAUCCUUUGGCCUAUUAGAGUCAGGGUUUGAAAGAAGUUGAGUUUCAGAAAUGAAGAAGGCACUGGUGCCCGACUCCCCCAUUCACGUGGGUGUGUCUGAGCGCAAAGCAGGGGCUUCUGGGUGGACAGUACAUGGUAGUGGGUUUAGCCCAGGGUGAUGCCUGGCCUUGGGAAUGAACUCCCCUGGGCCUUGGUUCUGUGGGCUUCCUUUUUUUUUUUUUUUUUUUUUUUUA